This is a messenger RNA of Paramecium pentaurelia, 1440 nucleotides long. The record is from the annotation of a GenBank genome assembly. Lineage: Eukaryota; Ciliophora; Oligohymenophorea; Peniculida; Parameciidae.
AUGAAAGAAAUCAUUGUAUUUAUCUAAUUCAUUGUCAUUGCAAUAAGCUAAAGCUAAAGUAAUGAUUAAAUUGAUUGCAAUAAAUAUUUGUCUAAAUUUGGAACUAAAGAAUCACCCCUUGCUUUUAGUGGAGAUGCAAUUUAUUUUUAAGAAUUUAAUGAAGUCUAAAUUAAUGUUAAAUAUACUGAUAUACUUUUUGAUGAUCCACUUUAUUUUGGUUUAGUUUAAGAAGAUGGAAAAUAACCAGAAACAACAUGUCUUAAACUUAAAGUGUUAUCCUUCACUGACACUCAUCACUAAUCUUCUAAAUAAUUAUCAGACUUAAAAAUUACCACAUCAAACAAUACAAUUAAUAAAUGGAGAUAGUAUUAAUUCAAAAUACCAGCUUCAGAAUUGUAAUCUAACAUAAUUGAUAAUAAUAUCAUUUAUAAUGGAUUCUAUUCAUUUAUUAUGGAAACCAAAAAUCAAGAAGCUAUUAAGCAUGAAUUUAACUUUGAUUUCACUCUUACUGUUAAUUUACCUUCUUAAAUACAAAUUGAUACUUCAUUCAAAUUUUAACUUAAGGAUUAAUUAACAAAUAUCAAUCCUCCCCAAUCCAAAUUAUUAUGGUGUAGUAACAUUACUUGCUAAUCUGUUUUAAAUGAAUCCCCAUUUAUUCGCUUAAAUGAUACAUUUGUUAUAAAAUAAGUGAUUAUCGAUAGUGGAAUUACUAAUUAAUAUCUGAACAAUACUCAAGUAUGGUAUAUUGGUUAUGGUUUGAAUAAAAAAGCAACACCAAUUUAAAUCAUUAAUACAACUCCAGGAUAAGUUAUACUUGAAUUAAAAGCAGAAAUUGUUUGGUAAAAAAUAAGUAUUAAUGUUACUUCUUCUUUAUCUGGAAGUCCUUCUAUCAAUAAUGUUGAAAAUAUUAUUGAAACUAGUUUUAAACCACUGGACUCUAGCCCAGAAUAUCCAUAUUAGAAUGAUUCUGUUAUAAGAUGGUGUUCUGAUAUAUCAUGUUAAACUUUUUUAGAUGAAAUUCCAAAUUUACACUUGAAUGAUUAGUUCAUUAUUUAACAAGCUGUUAUAAACAAAGAUUAUGAUGACUUUUUUAUAUCUGAUACCGAAGUCUGGUUAAUUGGCACAGGAUUGAAUAAGAAAGCCUAACCAAUUAGGGUUAUUAAUAAUGUUUAAAAAUAAGUUAUUAUUGAAUUAAAAGCUGAAGUUAUUUGGACAAAUUUAACAAUUAAAGUUACUUCUUAUAUAAAAGAUUCAUCUCAAUAAAUUUCAGGAGAAAUUAAUUAAAUACAAUGUAUAAAACCUGAAGGAUAGGAGACUUGUGGGACUUGUAAGGAAGAAUGUACCAUUAAUGGAUUUGCUAGAGAUGAAUGCGAAGAAUGCUAUAAUUAUUAAUUCACAGCAUUCUUAAAUAUGAUAUUAUUGUUUUUGUUAAAUAUUUGA